Aspergillus fischeri NRRL 181 is the source of this 1323-nucleotide messenger RNA. RefSeq lists its product as uncharacterized. The record is from RefSeq and is a predicted model, not a curated record. The coding region runs from base 1 to 1323 and encodes 440 amino acids. The transcript has a single exon. Lineage: Eukaryota; Fungi; Ascomycota; Eurotiomycetes; Eurotiales; Aspergillaceae.
AUGACUUAUUCUUUCAUAGACGACAGGUCUCCUCUUCAGCUUCCGCACGCCCACCCUGACCCCGAGUCCGAGCCCAAGCUGCAGAAGGGAGUCGCUGAUCUUCUACCCUCGCGACACAUUAUCUUUCCCUUCAAUCUUCGACAGAACCGGAAAGCCUUGGAUAAGAAGGCUUGGGAGCACCUGUGGAAUCUCUUUCCCGAUACCAAAGCCGUGUGGUUUGAUGGGUACUUUUUGGUGUUUACUCUCGGUUCCCUGCCCGAAAAGCCGUGGCCGAUCACCAUUGCUGGUGUCCAGCCAUACUUCACUACCGACCUAAACGACGACGGACCGAUUCCCCCAAUCAAGCGCGCAAGUAAAAUAGUACGCCGCAUCUCCGCUGAAGUAAAUCUCACCGACCUUCCGCCAGCCGAAAUCGAUGCCGCCUUCGAACUGGUAAUCAACUACUUCUCCAGCUCCAACAUUUCCAUCACAGAAGUUCAAUAUUGGAAUGUUUUUUUCGUCAUUGUCCUUGAAAGCGAGGACAUUACUAUGGCUGAGGUUCCCAGUGCAAUUGGACAUUGUGCGUGUUAUUACCUGUAUGAAAAGGAGAUGAGCCGUCCUCAACCGGCUGAAAUUCCGGCCCAACGAAUCCUCGACCCAACUGGCGACGUCGUGGACAAUAGCGAAUAUGAAAUUUUGCGUCCUGGUGUGAUGCUCGGUUCGGAAAAGCACCCAAUCGGUAGAAUGGAAUUACGUACGACUUCAGGUGUGCUCGUCGAAGAUGGGAUUGGUGAAAGAUACAUGACUGUCGCGUCACGCGGUUUUCCACACGGCGAUAGGGUCUUCCAGCCAUCCGCAGAAGGCAGGGAUAUUGGUAAGGUUAUUAUGGAAGUUUCUCAUACCGGCGUUGCACUUGUCAAGCUGAAUGAGAAUGUCCGGUUCGUGAAUGAAACUUUCGAGACCACAUCCCUCGGCGUGCCACCAGCCAGACUAGAAGGAUUCAUACCCGCAAAUGAAACCCGAAUCGGCUCACCAGUGUAUAUGAACAAUCCAUUUACCGGGUUCUCCGAAGGAACAUGCGGCCCGCAUGCCAGACUGCGCAUCCCUAGCGACGAUCCUCACGAAGUACCACUCAAAUGGAUUAGGGCUAGGUGGGUCUAUAUGGGCCAAGGGUUCAUAGAUCGCUCAGAAGAUGGUGCCUGCGGGUCAGCAAUUUGGAACGAUGAUGGUCAAGUCCUGGGGUUCUUUCGAUACGCUUCGAGGUCAGAACAGCUUAGGGACUGGUCUUUUGUGGUGGCGUCCGAUAACCUUAUUGAAAAGGGAUUCAAGAUAACUGCGCGGUGA